Molecule: messenger RNA, 41742 nt
Organism: Podarcis lilfordi (Lilford's wall lizard)
Lineage: Eukaryota; Metazoa; Chordata; Lepidosauria; Squamata; Lacertidae
Source: the annotation of a GenBank genome assembly
AUGAUGGCGGAGCCGCGCCGGGUGCCGUUAAUUAGUCUGUCACCCGUGAGGCGGCGAGAAGGCGAGACUCCGGUGCUCGAGCGAGAGCCUGGAGGGGGUCGCGAGGCGGAGCAGCCAUUGGUGUGUGAGGCCCUGAAACUGCCAGAACAGCCGCCGCAGCAACACCACCACCACCUCCACCACCACGAUAGUGGCCGAGCAGAGCCUCCACCGCAGCCCUUCGAGUCCUGCUCCCGACUGGAGUUACAGUCGGCGGUGAUACCGCGCGAGGUCAGCCGGCCUGAGCAGACGCCGAAGCCGCUGCUGCCACCUCAGCGUGAGCCGCCAAGGCCAGAGCCGCCGCCGCCGCCGCCGCCUCCGCCUCCGUCGAACCAGCCGUUGCAGCUCGAGAGCAACCGGCAAGAGUCGCCGCCGUCGCCCCCGCGUCAGACGGUUCGCCUGGAGUUGGUGCUGAAGGACCCCACCGAGGAGAGCUGUGUGGAGUUCAGCUAUCCCGAGCUGCUGUUGUGUGGCGAGCCCCGGGUACGGGACCUGCUAACCAAAUUCCUCCCUCUCCAUCUUGACUCAUAUUUAUUACUCUUGUCCCUUAGCUUGAGCGCUGUGUGAACGAAACGAAUGAUGGGGAAAUGAAAGCGCUUGCUCGGAAGAGCCUAUGAGGAUAUAAGAGCUUAAACGCUGCUAGAGUUACCCUGUCAAAUUAUAGUGACCAUGUAGGAACAAGCUUUUUUUUGCUGUGUGACCCUUUGAUCCAAAUCAGAGUCCAAAGAAAUCCAUCAGUUGGCAUAUUGACCUGUGUGAGGCUCAAAUAUAUUUAUAUUGCCAGGGCAGCUCCCAGGGUGCACACAUUUUACUUAAUUUGUCUUCAGUUAAUUCUUUUAGAAACAUUCUUCACCUGCAUUACAUAAAUUAUCUGUUCUAUUAUUUGGUGUUUGUGAGCAUUUCACCAUGGGACUUAUCCAGAGUGUUCAUUCAACCUUGCCACCUUUGUGGUGCCAGGGCACAAUCAUAGAAUCGUAGAGUUGGAAGGGAUCCUGAGGGUCAUCUAGUUCAACCCCCUGCUAUGCAGGAAUCAUUUGGCCAAUGUAGGGCUUGAACCCAUGACCCUGAAGAGUAAGAGUCUCAGACUGUAACGACUGAGCUAUAAGAAGCUACCCUACAUGAACGUACCUGCAUGGCUGUGCCAGGGUACCAUAGUCUGUGUAGGAAGAGUGGCGAUCGUGUACAAAACUGAACCCAGUAUAGGUUCUUGUACUUCAAACUGUACACAGGUCAGGAAGUUCCCUUGUUAUAAGCCGAUAGAAUGGCUUAAAUUUGUGAGAGUAGCCUAAUUUGUUAAAACUAGUUGUAAACAGUUAAAGUGGCUAAGGAGAAAGGAAGUCAGUAUAUAUUAAGGCUAAUUACUUGGUUGUAACUAUUAAAUAUAUUGGUGACAAGUUAGUUAUAACAUUUUAAAACACCUUGCCUUAGACUUCAGAGCCUGGUGCUGCUUAGAUAUCAGGCUUACUCUUACAAUUCUGUAGGAGGCUGAUAGCAUUGAGGGUUAGUGUACUUGUUCUUGCAAGAAAGGAUGACUGAGAAUUUUCAGCGUUGCAUAAAAAAUUGAAUUACAGUCACAUUUGACUGUUAUGAAAUAGACCAGUAUAUGAAGAUAUUCUGACUCUGUUGCUUUGUACUUUAGAGAAACUUGUCUAAGGAAAAUAUUUCAGAAUAGCUAGUGGAAAUAUUAAUUGUAAAGUUCCAACUAAAAUUGGCAGGGCUACUAGGCUGAAUUACCUACAUGAGUUCCAUAAAAUUAUCUAAUUACUUUUCUCUGGAGUUCUCAAAGCGUUGAUGCUAGAUAAAACACUGCCAUGGCCAGUCCAUUGGAAGGAAUGGUAGCAUUUCUUCUUCCUAAACAGAGACUAAUUACAGUUAAUCACUGUUUGUACUGCUGGUAAUUUGUCUAUAAGAAGCUAUUGUGUGUCUAUACUAGUUAUACUGCUGGUAGUUUGUCCAUACGAAGCUGAACUGUUCUCUGCAUUUGGUUUGGUGUCCAGUGCAGAUUUGGGUUCUUUAAAUGGCUCAUUGUGGUUCCUUCUCUAAGACUUAAAGUGGAAUAUUUUAACUGCCACUUAAUAGCAUUUUGGAGAAAGUGAAUUUUGAGUUCCACAAGCGGUGUUGUAGCCUUAUCUACAGAAAUGCAGGGUUUGUGCAGUUCUGAGAAAUGGAUAAAAGCUGUGGAUAAUUCACAAUCCUUAUUACACUGAGGAACAUCUAAUAGCUACCGUAUUUUUUGCUCUAUAAGACUCACUUUUUCCCUCCUAAAAAGUAAGGGGAAAUGUGUGUGCGUCUUAUGGAGCGAAUGCAGGUUGCGCAGCUAUCCCAGAAGCCAGAACAGGAAGAGGGAUCGCUGCUUUCGCUGUGCAGCAACCCCUCUUGCUGUUCUGGCUUCUGAAAUUCAGAAUAUUUUUUCCCUUGUUUUCCUCCUCCAAAAACUAGGUGGGUCUUAUGGUCUGGUGCGUCUUAUAGAGCGAAAAAUACGGCAGUUGAUACAUUUCUUUGGGCCACAUUUUCUUCACUCACAAGAAGGUCUACCUAUGUGAGUGAUGUAAUAUAUAAUCCCGGAUUUAUGGAUUGGUCUUGAGUGCAAAUUAACUAACAGUGCACAGUGUUAAGAUCCUGGGUUGUGUUGUGUUGGCUGCGUGAAUCUUUCUAGGAGUGAAGAAAAUGGAUCCUAAUUCAAGAUUAAAUUGUGCUUAGGAUGUGUUGCUAAAUAUCUGAGCUGUAGUACCUUCAGCUCACUAGUUGACCACUGAGAAUGUUCACAUAGGUGGCUGCUAUCAAGAUUAGCCUGUGUUUGUAUUCCAUCACUAGAAAGAAUUUGAUACUUUUUGUGUUCUCUUAUACAAUCUGGUCCUCUUUAUAUGGAUCCUAAGGGUGGCAUUGUGCAGUUUAACCAAGUGUACCCCUCUUAACGUUAUGGAAUAUAAUCUUAUAUGGUCUGAGGAGUAAUUUCAUGUCCAUUUGCCCUUUGCUUUUCUGCUUUCUCACUUGCUGUAGUUUAUUCUUCUUUGUAGGCCCGCAUACUUGGAGUAUUGCAAAUUAUCAUUGAGUGUUUUGUUAAAAAAAAUACAUCUAUAAUCUGAAAUAUUCUCAUACAAAGCACAUUAAAUUGAAACGCCCAGGCAGUGUAUAACAUAUUUUUACCUGAGUGCUUUGCCCAAAAGCUGACUGAAGGUUUUGAUUUUAAUUAUUAAAAGAGAUAAUAUAAAAUGGCACAGACAAUUGUUGUUCUUGGAGGCAGAUGCAGGAAUGCCCAUGAAUGAUUUUACAGACCACGUGUGGGAUCACUGGCCAUAUGCGAACAGCAGAUCUUUGCUCAUUGUGAAACAAUAUUGAAUAUGUGGAGAGGUUAAUGAAACAAAGGAAAUAAAACUAGCUGAAUUACAAAUGAAUUGUUUAAGCACAGCCUUGUAUUCCUAAACAUUGUUGAAUUUUGUGCAGCUGGAUCCACCUAUGCUUUUCCUUUUCCACAGUAGUGGGAAGGCAAAGCAAGAGAACACUUGUGGAAUUGUGAAAUGCCCUACGUAGUAUUUAAUUGUUUAUCACUGGACCAUUAUGUGCUACGUUAGGUCAUGUUAGGAGCGUGUCAUGUAGCAAACUAUAGGGAUUUGGUCACUAUGGUUGUGGUCCAACACCCUUAUCUGCUAAACCACACAUGUGCCAUAUGUCUGAAAGCACAGCCUUAAGAACACAAGAUGACCCUGUCUGGAUCAAACCAAAGGCCUACCAAGUCCAAUAUUUUGUUCCUGCAGUGGCCAGUCAGAUGUCUAUGGGAAGCACACAAGCAGGACAUGGCUGCAACAGCCCUCUGCACUCAUUUCCCCCAGCAACUGGCAUUCAGAGGCAUGCUGCCUCUGCGGCUGGAGGUAAUACAUAGUCAUCAUAACAAUUAAGCAUUGAUAGCUGUAUCCAGUUUGAAUGUGUCUAAUCCCCUUUUAAAGUCAUCCAAGCUAGAGGCCAUCAGUGCAUCUAUACUGAUGGGGAAUUCUAUAGUUAAACUGUGUGCUAUGCUUCCUUUUGUCUCUUCUGACUCUCACACCUUUCAACUUCAUUAAAUGAUCCUGGGUAGUUGCAUUUCAUGAGAGGGACAAAAACCUCUCCCUGUCUGCUUUCUUGUAUACAUAAUCUUGUAUACCCAUACCCACUGUUUUUUUCUAAGCUACAAAGCCCUUUUUUGUAUCUUUUCUUUAAAGUAGGAUUGCUCUAGCCCCUUGGUUGCCUUUUUUCUGCAUCUUUUCCAACUCUACAAUAUUCUUUUUGAGGUGUUGUGGCCAGAGCAGCACACAAUAUUCCAAAGGUGGUUGCACCACAAAAUUAUGAAAGGGUGUUAACGAUAUUGGCAGGUUUAUUUUCAUACCCUUUCCUAAUGAUUCCCAACCUGAAAUUUACCUUAAAAAUAAAAAAAAAAUCAGUGUGGAUACCCAGCCCACAAUCCAUUCAGUUGAGUGGUUCCCUUGAAUGCAUCUAGCCCUGACCAUGCUGCAAGGACAGUAAAGUUCAUUGACCUUUAAUCUUUAAAAAUCCAUCUGAAAUUGAUUAGUCUUUUAUAGUUGCUUCCUAGAUUCUACUGACUAUCACAGAGAGCAUUUUAUUUUGUAAAUAACUUUGACUCACACACUUACAGGACCUUCGCCUGCAGCUGCUCUCUUAGAAAUAUGAUCAGGCAUAAUAACUUGGGGAAUGUAGUUUUCAAUCGUUCAACCUGUGAUGAAACUGAAUAAAACCUACAAACUCUCAGGAACUUGUGAAUACGGGGAGUAAAGGGACUUCUCAUAGUUUUGUUUUGAAAGCUAACAUACUUUCUAUCUCUACUUAGAAUAAUGUAGCCUGAAUGAAAAAUUUGAGCAUGCUAUGGCAUGAAAUAGGGACGUGGGUGGAGUUGUGGUCUAAACCACUGAGCCUAGGACUUGCUGGUCGGAAGGUUGGCGGUUCGAAUCCCCGCAACGGGGUGAGCGCCCGUUGCUCGGUCCCAGCUCCUGCCAACCUAGCAGUUCAAAAGCACGUCAAAGUGCAAGUCGAUAAAGAGGUACCACUCCGGCGGGAAGGUAAAUGGUGUUUCCGUGCGCUGCUGUGGUUGCACCAGAAGCGGCUUAGUCAUGCUGGCCACAUGACCCGGAAAAACUGUCUGCGGACAAACAUCGGCUCCCUCGGCUAGUAAAGUGAGCUGAGCACCGCAACCGCAGAGUCAUUCGCGACUGGACUUAACUGUCAGGGGUCCUUACCUUUUUUAUGACAUGAAUUCUCUGCAAACCGUCAGUUAUCAAUAUUGAUAUUUUACAUUCAAAUGAGAAUCCUAAGUAUGUAUGAGUUGGAUGUUGAAUGUUGUUGUUGUUGUAAAACAAUAAUAAUUCAUAAGUUGACUGCCAUCUCACCUGGAAAAAGAGCUUUCAGAAAGCUUUCUCUAAAAUGCAAGUUCUAAUCACGAGGCCCUUUAUCCCAGUUUUGCAAUAUAUAGUCUCUGUAGCCCAGCUUUUAUGAUAUUGGAUCAGAAGUAAUUCUCACUGGCUUUUGGUAAACAAUGUGAGCCUGGAGUGCUGUGCACAGCCUCCAUGACACUGCUCUGGAGUAAGAGCAGGGACUUGCAUUCUUUCUGUGUGUCUCCUGCCAAUAGAUGCAGUAUUUAGAAAUAACAUUUGGGAAGCCAGCAGGCAUGUUUAAAGUGACUCUGGAUAAGUGUGUGUGUUCUGCAGCAGAUGCCCAGUUGUUUCAUUUGUUGUGGGUACCAGUUGCUUUACACACAGUAGUCAGUAACCAAUGUCUUUUUACCAAUGUGGCAUUUCUGUUGAGAAAUCUCUUAUUUGAAUUACAGCCUGCCUUUGUAAUGAAAUAACAUAAGGUGGCUUACAAAAAUAUUAAUACAUUAAAGAUAAAAUACAGAAUUAAAACUCACAGCAGUUUUACCACUGCUUCCACCUAAACUUUAAGGGCAUGUAAUGUGAACCCAACCUACGUAUCUUUGUCCCACCAUGUGGGUAAACUUUUGCACAUGUGGUAAAUUGUGUCGUACAGCAAAGGAACACAAACUGCUCUCUGACUGCAGCAGUGCCCUGUCUUUGAAUCAAUAUUUUCAUGCUCUGUGUGUGUAUUCUUUGAAAACUUGAGUGCACAUCUUUCUUUCUUAAAAGCUAUUUUUUAAUGCUUUAUUGGUUGAAAACUUUAUAACAGAAAUAUGAAAUAGAUAUUAUAGGCAAAAUAAGAAAUACAAAAUAAACAAUUAUUCAUUCUUUAACUAAUACUUGCUUUGUACAUCCAUUUGUGAUUAGAUUUGACAAGACCGCCAAUCUUCCCCUUGCGUUCCCAAAUUAAGUUCCUUAAAUACACGCUUAAACUUUACUUUCUCUGUUAUUUGACUUACUAUAAAUUUUAUUUUAUAAAAUUAUCCUACUUACACACUGAAGCUCAAUCAAGACCUACCAACAGAUUGAUCUUUUGACAGUGUUCUUUUACAUAUACUCUGUAUAUAUCCCACUCUCUGAUAAUUUUUUCUUUCUUAAAUACUAAAAUGCGACAAAGAUAAUUCUCAACAACUGGGCUGUCCAAGUGGCACAUUACCAACCCCACAUAUAUUAUGGCAGGAUAGAUUACAUUGUUGGCACAUUAUUGUUAGCAGGCAAAGUUCUUUAGAUCUCGGUGCUUGGAUUGGUUAUAUAUAAAAUGAGAGUGCCAGAAUUUUACAACAGUAUACCGGUAAUUCCUUAGCUCAGUCCUACAGCGAAUUGUCACCUUGUCCCUACCAAACGCAUGUGCAAUUUGCAACUGUCCCCACCCAAUUUCUUGUCCCUCCAACAUCCAUGACAAUUCCACAUGACAUUACUUUUCCAAAUGCUUCAUGCUAUCUCCCUCUUUCUAUCUUAUACAAAACCUAGUUCUAAUUCUUUUUAAAACAAAACAAAGCACUGGGCAUUUCUGGAAAUGUUUCCCAAGUAGCCUUGUCAAAUGGCCAUCAAAACUGCUAGUGCAUUUAGGUGCUACUUGUAAAGGUACUCAUAAUUGGGCUGGCUUGCACAUAACACUAAGCCAUAGUUUAGUCUAUGUGCACUGAGCUCCCCAUUCCUCUCCUUUUCCCACAUGGUGGAGUGGGGUGGGGAGUUCAGCAUUUACUUCUAGGUAUCAUGAAUCCUGAUUCAUUGCAUGUGAACUGGGGAUCCUGGUUUGAAAGAAACACUUGAGUUGUAAAGCAAGCCAUCUUCAGUGGCUUGUCUAACCUGAAUUUGUUUCAACUUUUGUUUCCUUGCCUCUUCAGCCACAUAUCACAAACCUUUAGAAAUGUGCGGAAGAAUUACGUAAAUUGUUUACAUUUAUAAACUGUAUAGUUCAAAACAAUGGAUUAUCUUUUUUCAUGAGCAGAUAGGUUUGCUGUUUGAUCCUUAUCUACCUUGGCUUGUAGAACAGUGUAUUUUUUCAUUAUUUUAGAUGGUUGCUGCUUUCCUGAUUCUGAAGGGCUUCAAAACUGUAGAAUACAUGCUCUUGUUAAAUUAGCAGUGACACAUUGGUACAUUGUUUCUAGAAAUAUACCUUUUCUGAGGUUUUGUGAGAUGGCUUGUAGAAAGUUCUAUGAAAUAUAAUUCUUCAGCCCAAUUAUUUGAGUUCUUGGUCUUCAAAGGAUGGCGAAGCAUCACCUUUUGCUGAAACUUGUGCCAUGACAAAUGCAAAAAGUUUUUAUAUUGUAGUUCUCUGAUAGAAAAAGGAUAAAAGUACAAGGCAAAUGGGUCUUGUAGUGUGUUGGCUACAGAUUUGUUAUUUUGUAAGAACUAUUUUUUCCCCAUACUGGAAGCUGGGCUGCUAUCAAUAGUUUCCUGGUUUGUAUGGAAUGAGAAACCAUGCUUAUUUAGAGGCAUCCUGGUUUGCUCAUGCUGCCACCCUGAGACCUUAUGGUGAAGGGCAAGUAAAAAAUCUAAUUACCAUCAUCAUAAAUAGAUUCUGAAAGUAGGCAAAUUUGCCUUAGUUUGUUGAAGGUGAAUUCUAACUUUAACCUUUAUAUGCAUGUCAAGCAGACUAGGAAAAGUGACUGAUUUACACUGGUUGAUUGACUAAGUGAAUUUCAUAAACAAAAUGCUUGAAUGUAGAAAAAAAGAAAAUUGACAAUGGAACUUAAUGAACAAAUAGACAAUUAAAUUGCUAUUUUUCAGAUAUUUCAUCUUACUGUCUUACUGGUAUUUCAUUGACAAUGAAGUGGUCAAGUUAUAUCAGAUGUAAUAAAAUGUAUGGCUUUGCCUUCAUUGCAGACAGCACUCCAACUUAUUUGGCAUACGUCAUGCUUCUAAAUACAUAUGCUAAGUUGGGAAGGGCAGCUAAUUAUUCUGAUGCCUUGAUCUUAGAGACACAUAUUUCAAACCAACUCUUAAUGAUUCCAUUAGAAUUUACUUUAAAGUAGGGGUGGCUUGCUUUUUUUCUUUUUUCUUUUGCCUAAGGGCAACAUUCACUCUCAGCCAGCUCUCUUGGGGGCCAAAUGACAGCAGUGGGUGUUGGGGCCCCACAUUUUUUCAUGUACACUAUUGCAUUCACAUACUAUGCUGAUACACUUGCACACGCGCACAUACACAGAGACAGAGAGAGAGAGAGAGAGAGACAGGGUACACCCACACAUUUUACCACCUUUCUGCUUAUAAAAUAAUCAAUCUCAUAGGUAUCCCUGUCAAGGUGCUGGGCUUUGCCCAUCACAGUGCGGAGCCUACUUUAAUAUUUUUCUUUUUGCUGCCACUGCUAAGACUGGUGGGAUCUUGGAGGGUCAGAAAGAUUUGGUUGGAGGGUGCAAACUGUAGGUAAGGCAUCCCUUCUUUAAAGUUUCUAGUACUGGUUUGUUACAGUGUUAAACUGAACUUGUUGCAAAGGCUGCUUCCUCACCAAAGAUGCAUUCAUAAAAUAAACUGUACUGAUUCUGUGGCUUCUUUACUCAUUUGUAUUGUGCAUAUAUGAAUUUAAACAAUGACUGUGAUUUCUGGGGUUUUCUCCUUAGAUAAAAUCUGCUUUUUCUGAAGAUCCAUUUAAUGAUGAAGAGCGUGAGAGGCAUGAAGUGGAAAUGCUGGCUAAGAAAUUGGAAACAAAAUACGUGAGUAAACAGAUUUAUUAUGUUGCUCUAAGUCUGGCUGUUCAUAUUUUAUAGGUGUUCUUACUAAAGCCACUUGGUACAUUCUGAAGAAUUCAGAUUUCGUAAUUUCUCAUAUAAUUUAGUACAUGGUGUCACAUGUGUUAUAAAACUUAGUUAAUAUUGUUAGAUUUUGGCUGCAGUUCUACUUCUUGAUGGAAAGAGGCUACAGAGAGACAACACAUGGAACUCCAGUGCCACUGGAUACAUUACUGUUGUUCUGGGAUUACAAUGACAUGUUGGGCCAGUUGCAAUAAACAAAGUCCCCUUUAUGCUUACUCCUCCUUGCCCCCAGUGGUUAGACUACUUGCAUAGGGAGCAAGAUAAAAUUGGUGGCUACAUAUUUCAACAGGGCGUUCUGGAAACUAGAAAGCCUUGGUUUGUUGUGGUUAGACAUAGCGGGUUAUAGCUCACCCAGCACAGCAGCCAUUUGCUUAGUGUGGAGGGCAGCUGAAAGAAAAACAAAACAAAGUCAAUUACAUUUUUAAAUAAGAAAUUGUAUUGAGAGAAUGGACUAAUUUAAUUUUUCAUCAUUCUGGGUACUUUUUGUAGAAGAAGAAGAUAUAAAUAAUAUUUGUUAUUCAGCAUAAUCCUACUCAUCCAUCUCCAGUGACACUACUCUCUAUUUAGUCUAUCUUAACCUCUAUCCUAUCAUAAUCUUUCAUAAAUGAAAUCCUGUCUAGAAUGAGGUCAUUGAAUUGUCAUUGUUGAGCUGUUAAGCUUGGAAUUGUUAACCUGUGACUAUAAGAGUUAUCUAGUACUGUAUAAACUUUCAUGCCUAUAUUUUUGAAAGAGGAUUGUGGAUUUUGAGAACUUGAAUGCAGCAGCAAGAUAAAUUAUUUUCUGCUAUUCUGUAAAUCCAAAAUGUGGGAGGCAGUGGAAGACAGGAGUGCCUGCCGUGCUCUGGUCCAUGGGGUCACGAAGAGUCGGACACUACUAAACAACAACAACAUACUGUAAAUUGCUGGAUUGUGUCAAUAAUGAAGUAGCACCAAAAGUUUCCCCUGUCUGAUGCCCUAUAGUGCCUGUGUCUGCCAUAUAUUAACUUGGUUGGCACCAGUACCUCAGUGGUUUCAAGUUGUAAAUAUUGUGUUGCAGGGUGGAAAGACCCACAAGCAUCGGAAGGACCGUGUUCAGGAUCUAAUAGACAUAGGCUAUGGUUAUGAUGAAACUGAUCCUUUCAUUGAUAAUUCAGAGGCUGUGAGUAAAAUUUAUUUGUUACACUUGUAUGCUGCCCUCUUUCAAUCAUUCCAAUCAGUGUUCAGGGGGUUGCCUAUGAUCACCAUUCCAGGCACUAGCAGUUUUGCAAACCUUUUUUACUUUAGAGAUGAAAUUACAUCAAAUGCCUUCAUGCUAUUUUAAUCUAUUUUGUGGAAAGGGGGAUUAGUUCAUAUAUCAGUUCUCACACUGGUUGCAUUUAGCAGUCUGGCUUUAGCCUAUAUCACAACAAUUUACAACAUCAGUGACUAAGAGCAAGGCCUUUAUGCUGGGGUUCUGGCCUUUGGAACUAGGCCCAGAAAAAGCAGUUGGCCAGGUCAGGUGCUGGCCAGGAGCCCCUCAUUGCUCUGACACAGCAACACCACCAUUCACUGCCCUCCCGGCUGUGCCCCCAGGUGCUUUAUAGCAGUACCACUUUUGAAUAAGUGCUAAAUUUGGUUCCCAUCUGUGGUGGCCACCCAUCAUUUAAAAUUACCCAGAAUUACCCUGGCCCAUGGAUAUAUGAAAUUUAUUGAGUUCAUAGAUCUAUAGUCUGGGUAGCACUAUAGAUCUAUGAAAGCUAUAGAUUUAAGGCUGGAACAUUGCAUUUUCAUUAAUUUAAGAUAGUGGGAUGUCACUAUGGAUAGGGGCCAAAUUUGGCUCCUGUUCAAAAGCACUGCCUCCCAUCCAUGGCUGAAGCAUAUAUUGGGGUCAGGGGAGGAUAGUGAGUGGUGCCGUUGCUGCCCAUGGCAGAAAAAGUAUGUGACAGCAGUCACUUCUGCUGUCACAAGCAGUUCUGAGUCCUGCCCUCAUUGGGGUGGUGUUGGAGUGGCAUAUUUGGCACUGUGCUGAGCAUCCUCAAAGUCUGACUCUGGUCCUAUUUGGAACAAUCUGCCAAUAGAUGUCAGGAAGUGUUCUCUGUCUUCUGUUUGUAAGCAGACCUUUUUAUUUCAGCUUGUAUUCAGCUGCCUUCGUUUGGGAAGCUAUGGCUAAGGUUUACUUACAUUUUUUGUUGUAAUGGUUUUAUAUUUAUUCUGUAGUUCAUAUAAAAACUAUUAAAAUAAUCAAAUUUAUCCUUGAGUAUAAUUGUGUGUCAAAAAGAAGCAUAUAAUGUUUUAAAAUAAAAUUAUCUUCUGGGUUUGAGAGAAAAGCUAAAAGGCAAAUGGUUUACACUAUAUUUUAUUUGGAAAGAAACCUUAUUGUGUUCAAUGGGGCUUGCUGCCUAGGAAGUGUGUUUAGGAUUGCAAACUUAGUAUGAUGUUUCUAGAAUGUGAUGUGAGCUAAAUCUUGUUAAAUGUCAACAUUUACCUGUUAAGCAUGGAAUUAUAGUGAGAUGAUUAUUUUUUAUGAUUUACAAUAUGUGCCAGAAACAAUUGUUCCACUAAUGUUGUUGGAUGCUUGCCAAUGUGCCCUGGUAAAUGAUAGAAAUUAGGAUGGCAUUUGAUAUUAGCUAGAGGCACUUGAUGAGGGAUCUUGAGAUUUUCUGUUUUCCAGCUGGCUUUAUAAAACAUUGAUAAUAGAUUAAUAUAAAUUUUCACAUUUACCCUAAUAGCUUUACAUUAUGUCAUGGCUCUGCUAUGUUACAGCCAAUGUAUGUAAUGGUUUGAGAUUAUUCUAUUUUUGUAUGUGGAUAUAAUGUUGUCAGCACUGCAGUAUCUCAGCAUUGCCUUCAUCCAAAUAUUAUUCUGUUUUUAAUAUGCUUUGUGAGCUGUACAGUCCUGGCAGUUAUUUUCUCCACACUAGUAUGGUGUUAUUACUGUAUUUGGUUAGUUUAAUAUCCUGUUCAUUGUAUGGCAGUAUAGCAAAUGCAUUAUUUCCAUAUUAACAAAAUGGUAAUGAUCUCUUGACCUAAACCUUCCAUUUCCUUCCCAGUAUGAUGAAUUGGUACCUGCAUCCUUAACUACUAAAUAUGGAGGGUUUUACAUAAACACUGGGACUCUGCAGUUCCGGCAAGCAUCUGAUUCUGAAGAGGAAGACUUAACAGAAAGCAAAAAAAAUAGACCAUCUAAAGUGAGUAAAUAAUUUAUUCCAAGAAAAAUUUAGAGAUGUCACAGGUUUGCUGUGAAGAUUCUAAAGCACCUCACUUAUUACGUUGAAGUAUUUCAGUUUUCACAUUAAAGUAAACAUACUAUUUAAUACAAAUACCACAAUAUUUAUGUUCAUUUAGCUGGCUGUCUCUAUGUCCCCUUGCUUUUGAAAAUUCUAAGAAGAUGCUUGAUGAAUGUGUGAAGCUGAAUUUACUGAGUCAGAUCAUUAAUCCAUCUAGCUCAAAACUGUCUACUCUUAGUAAGAAGAGUGUUUCACAGUUGCUUCCUGAAGUCCUACCAUCCAGAAAUGCUAGGGAUUGAGCCUGAGAUCUUCUGCAAGCAAAGCUGAGUUGUAGCCUCUCCCCAUUUGAUUUUAACGGUUAUGAAAAGAAGAUCAAAAUCAGCACCUUGAAUUGUGCCUAGAAAAGAAUAGUGAGUUGGUGCAGAUGCUGCAGUGCUGCUGUAAUGCAAUCUCUGUAACCCACCCAUGCGUAACUUUGACUGCAGUCCUAUAUACACAGAGUCCCACGAAAACUCUGUAUUACUUUUGUGUAGACAUAUAUAGGAUUACCCUGGAGCUUUGCAAUCCUAGGAGGGGUCAGGGAAGCAUGAAGUGGUGGAUCCUUCACUGUAUCUGCAGUCUUGUCAGCUCAUGACAACUAAGGCAGGCAGUUGUGAGGGGUUGCAGGCUCAUGCAGUACAGAGGCCCAGAGAGGGUUUCUCUCUGAGAAGUGGACCUGUUUAAAAUGCAACAGAUCCAUAGACAACCCACUCUGCCCCAUUAACACCCUGUUUCAGGGUCCUCGGCUGGCUACUGCUGGCAGCAACACUGUAGGUGGUAGUUCAUCCGCUGCACAAGCUUUUGCGGGUGCUUUUGGGGCCUCUGGCAGCAGCAUCACAUACUUGUUUGCUAGUGGAAGAACGUUCUGUCUAAUCCUAGCCCCCUCCAGAAAUGCUGAUCAUGGGCAUGGUAUUAUGCUCUACAUAUGACAAGUGUUUGCUUGUAAAGUGAAGAAUAAUGAUGGAAGGACAAAUUGGAGGUAGCUGUCAUCAUCUUACCGUACUUGUAAGGUUCCAGAAGUAUUUGACUAUUGGAAAGAUUACAUGGAUCUUGUUCUGAUCCCAUAAUGAAACACUUACAAUCUUAAUUCCAUAAUAGAAUGCUAUUUCAUGAUUGAAGUAAUGGUGUGCUCCUCCCCCCCCCCCCGGCGUUUAGGUAGUUAAACUGAAAGAUGGCGAGGACCAUGGCAUGAAGAAGCGCAAACGGAAAGAGGAAGAGGCAGAGAAGGAGAAAAAACCUCGGAAGAUGAAAGUUUCUCGGCAGUUGGGGUGCAUAUUACACUAAUUUCUACAAGAGUGUAUCCUGGUUUAGUGAAUUUAUUUAUUAUUAUUUAUUGAAUUUACGGUAUAUGCCCCCCUGUACCUCCAGGUCUCAGGGCAGCUCACGGAAUAAAAUCAGAAUAUAAAACCACAAAAUACAUAAUCAAAAUAAAAACAGCAGCAACCCAACACACACAUUUUAAAAGGGCAUAGGAUGUCAAUCAAAUCAACCAAAAGCCUGGUUAAAAAGGAACGAUUUUGCCUGGCACCUAAAGGUGUAUAAUGAAGGCGCCAGGCAAACUUCCCUAGGGAGAGCAUUCCACAGACGGGGAGCCACUGCAGAGAAGGCCUGUUCUCUUGUUGUCACCCUCCGGACCUCUCGAGGAGGAGGCACCAAGAGCAAAUGUUAAAUUACUCCUGUUAGUUUUUACUGUGAGCUGCUGUUCAUUUAAAUAAAUUAAAAUCAAGUUGUGACACAGUCAUGAAUAGGACAAAGGGUGGGAUUUUGCGGUGUUCCACCCCCCCUUUGGUUUCCUGCACAAACCUAGCAGUAGAAUGGCUAGAGCUUCUUGUUGGCAUCUGUCUGUCUUAAGGGACAGUGGAGUGCGCCUCCAGGGGUGAAGUCUAACCACUGCAUUAGCAACACUGAAGUGACCUUCCCAGGGUGCAAGCCUGGGCAGUGUGUUCAGAGGUCUGGGCUGCCUAGAUGACAAGACUCCCCUCUUGGCUGUGUUGAUGUGGUCCAAAUGAAGUCAGAGCAAUACAUUUGGCAUCCUGGCUGCAGGAAUUGCCAGAAGGCAUACAAGGCGCCUUCCCACCAUCUUAGAGACUCUACUCUAGCUUUGUGUAGGGUUUAUUCCUUAGCCUUUUCUUCUGCUGAAGAUAUCCCAUAAGGCAAUGGUGGUUUUGUUAGGAUAUUUCCGUUCCACCUUAAAAGGGGGCAGGCUUUGUGAGUCACAGAGUCUGCGUAUUUCCUGUCCCACAGGAUGUUUCUGUUGUGUCUUUGUUUUCGCUCUCUCUGUGUCAGAGACACUGAAGCAGGCAGUCAUGUUUUUCUUUGUUCUGAUCAACACUGAAUAAAACUUGUAAAUAAUGCUCUCCUGCGUGCAACUUUCGCUGUGCAUUAUCUGCUGAUAGAGCGUGCAUGAGUUCUCGAAUGUGGCAGGCUAUUUCUGGAGCUCGUGUCGCUAAUUGCUGAUACUGUAUCUAUGGGAGAUCGAUGGGACGUCCAGCAGCCGGCUUGUGGGGCCAUGAUGGACUUUGUCUCCCUGGCAGUAUCCCAACAGGUUUAAGACCAGAGUUUUGCUUCUCCUAGAUGGGCUUCCUUCCAGUGUUCAAAACUCCCAUUGUUCUAGGCGCAUUUUGGGACAGGGAAUUUUAUUAGCACGAGCAGUUUCUGAGCACAGUACUGCACCUAAGAUUUCAGAUUAAAACUCUGGCAUGGAAGGAAAGGAGGAGCUUUCUCUGCCUCCCCACUUUCAACUUCUAUCUGAAGACUGGAGAAGAGACCCUCUUAAGAAUAUUAGGGGAGUGGGCAUAGGAAGGACUAGAGCACGUGAAAAAUGAACAUAAUAUUUUAGUUGCAGUUCAUCCAUUUUCAGCUUUGUAUUCUUGUUAUUAAAAAGCUUGCCUGGACAUUCAGUAGUUCUGCCCAUAACCUAGGUUUAAGGUGCCAUUUAGCUCCUAGCUUUUCUAUCUCAGUUUCUAACACUACUUCCUUCCAAUGUUGAUGAGCCCCAUCUGCCCCUUACUGCCAUCUGCACCGUGUGCAGAAAUCACCUUCUUGACUGUUGGACCCACUUUUGGCCUCAUCCACUCAAUCUGCCAGAACCUGUCUUCACAUGCAAGGAAGUCCCUAACUCACUGAGUGUUUGAGACCCAUUGGCUACCCUCACCUAGUUUACUCAGCCACUUAAACUGUUCUCAGGGUGUGGCCACUGUUGCGUGCUGAUAGCUUCUAGGAGCCAUAGGUGAGAGCUGAGUGCAGGGUAGGGAUCAAAGGUGGACAAACUACCCCAGAAGGAGCACAAUGUGUUUGCCACCAGAGGUACUACCCAUCCCCUAACACCCCAUACACCCCACUUCUAAAAUAGUGCUUUCCCAAAGUUCACAUAAAUAUGAUACUGCUAAAUCUCAAUAGAUCGUAAGACACCAAAGGAAAAAUUGCAUAAUUAAAUUGCAACUUUCCACAUUCAAGAGUUCUUCAGUAUUUUUCCCUCCAGAGCACAUUAGUCACAACUAAUAUGAGACCACAAAACUCUAAACUCCUCAUGUUAGAAAAGUUACUAGUUCAGUGUAUGUUAUGUUACUCAUACACUGCAGAAUACAGAGAUGUUAACUAAAACUAGACUCCAGAUUAUUUACUAAAUGGGAAUUAAGUUGAGUGAACUUAAUUCUUCCUAACUGCUUAUGUAUUCUCUCUCUCUGUGUGUGUGUGUGUGUGUGUGUGUGUGUGUGUGUGGUUUUGUUUUUCAGGGUAAUGGCCUUAAAUUCACACAAAUCUGAAAAGAAAAAGAAAAAGCUGUACAAGGACUCUCUUUCAGUUGCUGCAAUGCUGCGCAAGUUUCAGAAGGAGAAGGAAGCCUUUAAGAAGAAAGAAGUUAACUUGAACCCCACAGUGUCAGUGACCACCUCUACACCUAACAAAGUUCCUGCUGCUCCUGCCACUGGUGGAAAUGAUGUAUCUGACUUGAACCUCAUCAUCACAGAUCCAGUCCUUUCCAUUUUUAGCAGCACAAGUGAGCGUGAGCUCCUACAGGAAGCUGAAAUUGCCGUGGAGAUGCUGGGAGACAUUGACUUGGAUAGGUUACUUGAUGGCACUUCCAAUGGUAGCCCAGUAUCUGAGCCAUCAGGGGAGAAUGGAAAUGUCACUCAGCCCUCCCAUACCUCUGAGGCACUGAAAAAGGUGCCUGCCCUCCCAGAAGGUCUUCCAGCACACCUAGAGGAGCGCAUUGAGGACCUCAGAACUGUAAGUGUGGCUUUCUUGGUGCUGAAUUUUGCAGAGGGUUGUUACAACCCAAAUUGCCUAACAUUAAGGCUGGCAAUAUUUGUAGUAUUAAGAGUAACAUUAGAAACAUUGGUUUGAAUCUGGUGGUGUGGCUGAGCUAAUGGGAAAGGGCCAUAGCUCGAUGGUAGAACCUCUGCUUUGCCAAAGCUCCCAGGUUCAAUCCCAUCUCAAGGUAGUGCAGAGAGACCCCUCCCUGAAACCCUGGAGAGCUAUUCAGUGUUGUCAGUACUGAGCUAGGGGCACCAAUGGUUUCACUUGGUAUAAGCUUGCUUCCUAUGUUCCUAACAGUAAGGCUUCUGUCACUGAAAUGGGGAAGGAAGCAAUUUUCAGCUAUUCCCCCCCUCCCCCUUGCACCUAUUUGUGUGGGCUUCCAUUACCCUUUGGAGCAGAUUUAGAGCGGGGGCUGUAGGGAUGAGGGGGAAUCACCUGAAGUUGUUCCCUCUCUGUUCUGCUGGUGGAAAUUUUCCAUCAGCUGACUUACACCAUUGGAAACAACUCAGUGUCACUGGGUGAGUGGUAGACUUAUUCUCUUCUAGUUAUGUGUCAUUAACAGUUUGUAUUAAACUUGCAAAUGCUGCAAUUUCUUCUCUGAUGCUAUUUGUUGUUUCUUACAAGAGACUGUAAAUGGCAGGUCAGUCACUUGAUUUGUAUACUUUUUUGAUGCACAACACAGCAUGUAAAACUAGAAUACAUAUAAACACAAGCGCACACACACAUCAGCAAUACAUUAUCCCUACCAUCUCCUAAUAAAAAACUAUUCAGAAUAAUUUGAUAAUGCAUACGUAAUGCAUACAUCCUUGUAUACAUUAUGCAUACAUCAUUAUGAACUGAUUUAGGAUAUGGUUGUAACAGAAAUGGCUGCAAAGGGAGCUAAGGCCAGGUUUUGCAGGAUCAACUUCUCUGUCACAUCGUUGGUGGUUACAUCUUAUGAUUAGUCAGCAGAGGGUAACUGUGUGUGGGUGUGGUGGAUGCAGGUGGCACUGUGGUCUAAUUCUAAAGCACUGAGCCUCUUGGGCUUGCUGAUUGGAAGGUUGGCAGUUCAAAUCCACUUGAUGGGGUGAGCUCCUGUUGCUCUGUCCCACCUUCUGCCAAUCUAGCAGUUUGAAAGCAGGCCAGUGCAAAUAGAUAAAUAGGUACCACUGCAGAGGGAAGGUAAACAGCGUUUUGGUGCAUGCUCUGGCUUCCGUCACAGUGUUCCGCUGUGCCAGAAGUGGUUUAGUCCUGCUGGCCACAUACCCUGGAAAGCUGUCUGUGGACAAAUGCCGGCUCCCUUGACCUGAAAAGCAAGAUGAGCAUAGCAUCCCAUAGUCACCUUUGACUGGACUUAACUGUCCAGGGGUGAUUUACCUUUGUGUGUGUGUGUGUGUGUGUGUGUGUGUAUCAUAAAACUCUGAAGAUUUUUGACAUUAAGUGUACUCAAAGUACCUGUGUUUUUAUUGCUGUUUCUAGGCUGCCAAGCUCUUUGGUAAAGAAGGCAGAAAAAAAUUCUUCACACAGGACAUGAAUAAUAUCUUGCUUGAGUAAGUGUUCCCUUGGUUUUGAGGAAAAUGUUGUGCUUAUGCAACAGAAUGGUUGUCCUUAUUUCUAAGCCAUGAAGUAGACAGACUUCAUUUAUUCAUUGUUUUUAUUUUAAGAUGUUUAUACCCUACCCUUUAGUCUGAGUGGCUCUCAAGAGCAGCUUACACAAAUCAGUACUAAGAUGGUCUCUACUCCCAGGUUCGCAGUCUAAAACUACCAGGCUUACAAGGAAAAAGGAAUGAGAGGGAAGAGGGGAAAGUAUGCACAUGUUCUUAAAGUUGCAGUUCUUGUAACACAGUUAUACAAGUAUGUCUGCGCAGGUUCUGGCUGUCUAGAAGAAUUAUAGCUCCUUACCCAUGUCAGUGGUGGUUCUGGCUGCCUUGCACUUGUUGCCCUUGAUUAAGAGCAGUCGCUCCGAGGAAGCACUUUUAUCUGCCUCCCUUCCCAACAGAUCAGAUCCAGGAGCAGAGCAGAUGACAAUGUCCAGGACAGAAAAGCUUUAAGUUACCCAUAGAAAUUUAAUUAGUAUUGUUCAUUUGCUGAUGAUCUUUGGAUUUACAAGGGAAAAACUACUGUAUGUUUAAAUUCUUCUGAAUUUGUAUUGUACAAGUCUGGAAACUUACAUAAUCAUAGUGUGGCAGCUGAUACUUCUGAAUUAAUCUACGUAAGAUGUUUAUUUGAUAGCUAUAGAGAGCCAGUGUGGUGUAGUGGUUAAGAGCAGUAGUCUCAUAAUCUGGUGAACCGGGUUCGCGUCUCCGCUCCUCCACAUGCAGCUGCUGGGUGACCUUGGGCAAGUCACACUUCUUUGAAGUCUUUCAGCCCCACUUACCUCACAGAGUGUUUGUUGUGGGGGAGGAAGGGAUAGGAGAAUGUUAGCCGCUUUGAGACUCCUUAGGGUAGUGAUAAAGCGGGAUAUCAAAUCCAAACUCUUCUUCUAUAUUUUUACAUAUGAUGUAGCAUUCAUCACAUGGUGCUUAAUGAAGUAAUAGCAGCAAAAAGAGAUUGCUGCUCCCCAAGAGUUUAGUCUAAAUUUUUAUCUCAGAUGGAAGGGAGGGACAUUGAAUGUGGUGGGAGAUAUACUACAUUAUGUAUGAAACAAUGGGUAUUAAUUGUUUCCUGUAGCUAGGGCAAUUUAAUGCAGAACACACAGCUGUUUGUGUAAUCCACAUCUAUACCUAUUCUAAGGGCUAUACUUCUGUUCUGGCUACCCUGUCAGAGCCUGAAAGAUGAGUAUAGCCAAUCUUGUCUCAUGACAGUUAUAUUAAUGCAUGCAGGGGAAAACAAUUCUAGUAUUGCAGUUCCUCUGUCUGUAUAACAUAAAUGCCCUUUUUAUGAAUAGUGAGUAGAAGCAGUGGUCCAAUUUUUCUCAUUAAUUGUGACUUUCUGUUUUAUUUGUCAGUAUUGAGUUGCAGUUACAGGAAUUGUGUCCUACCAUCCGCAGUGGAGUAUACUCUCACCUCGAGGCUUUUGUGCCGUGCAGUAAGGACUCACUGAUAAAGCGUUUGAAGAAACUGCACCUCAAUGUCCAGGUAAGCAUAACUGCAGCAGUUGUAUAUUUUAGCAUGGGCUGUAGAAGAUGGACUAGACUGGGUUCUCUGUAGAAUUAAGCCACUGAUGUGGUAUAUAUGUAAUGUCAAAUAGAGUUAAUUUUAAAUCAUGAUUUAAUUAGUAAGAGCACUCUGCUCCUGUCUGACUCCUGGCUGUGCUGUGAAGCAAGACAUUGUCUUGUCAUUUGAUGUGUGAACCUGGGCUUAUAGUUUUCUCUCCAAAUGAAGCCCAAGCUCAAAGCCAAGAACAAACCUUGAUUUACUACUUCUGCUUUGUUUGGCAAGAAACCAUGAACCUCAUUUUUUGGUUCUUUAUCAUUUUUAUCAUAUUAAAAGAUUAAACGCAAGCUCUUAUUGCUAAUAUGAUAGGCUAACUUCAUUCUUGAUGAAAGCAGAAUUAAAGGCUUCCAGUAGCUUCCCCACCCCACCCCCCCGAAUCCAAGUUGUUUCAGAAGUUGAAAAAUGUUUGAGGUGGUUCAGGAUGAAGGGGAACUGUGCAGUCUCUGAGAAGCAAUACAUAAAUCAGUUGGCAAGACUACUUGCAUCACUAAUGAUUGUGUUUUCUCAGGAUGACCGUCUGAAGGAACCAUUGCAAAAAUUGAAAUUGGCUGUCAGCUGUGUCAUGCCUGAACAACUAUACAAAUAUCAGGAAGACUGCCAUGCACACAGUCAGGCCAAGAAUGCCAAGUAUGUACAUUACCCAGAUAUAUCUCACUUGGUUUAUGUGGAGGAUUUAUGGAGGAAAGUAGGGUUAUGCAAAUGCUAGCACUUUAUCUGGAGGGGUGUACUUGUGGCCUUCUGUAUCUGUUUUAUGGUUGCUCUUUUGAAUUAUGCCAUCUCCUAACAGGGCCAGUGCAAGAUACUACACCACCUAAGGCAGAUGCCUGAGUCCUGCUUACUCCUUUUCCUUCCUUCCUUCCUUCCUUCCUUCCUUCCUUCCUUCCUUCCUUGUCAAUUGCUUUGUUGCUGCUAAUGCAGCAGCAGCACUGGUUGUGUCACUGCCUCCAGGUCUCCCUCUCCUCUUUCUUGGUCUGAGGAAGGGCCAGGGCUCCUGCAGAGCAAGGUGUUCUGGAGAUGGUGGCUUAGGAGGUUGCUAGUGCUGCUGCAGCUUUGUUGCUGCAGCUAGAAAUUCUCUUUUAUAUGCAGUUCUCAAAAUAACUUUUAAUUCUUUUUUUAAAAAGAAUCGCUAGCCAUGGCAGUAAAGCCACAGGGAGCACUAGCAAUCUCCUGGGCCACAUUCUUUACUAUGGGAAAAUGUAUUGGUAUGGAGUAGCCAAGGUAAGUACUUACUUAUUUAUGUUAUUUCUUAUAUUUAUAUAUCACUUACUACCCAAACUGUUUACAAAUAAAUAAUAGCAGAAUAUAAAGCAAACAGCAAAACUAUAAAUACUGUAUAUCUCAUCUAAAAUACAACAGGUGCCCUUGGGAAUCUGUUACACUCCCAAUAACAGUGUAGGAAGAAUUUGCAAUAAUGUAAUGAACUUGGAACUAUGGUUGUUGUGUUGCAGGGAGCAUGAUAGUCACAUAAUUGUAUGUAUAAUUAGAAGCUGAAGCUCCUUAUGUUCUCUGAUAGUCCCACAUAUGGAUUCCUCACCUGUGCAAAGCAUAAAAUUUGCGAACUUUCUAGAGCUGUUAUAAGGGAGUUGGUGCAUAUAUCCCCUGCUCUUAAAGGAAAUUUUGUAGAUCUACACAUUUUCAGAUUUAGAACAAAUGCUUUCCCACUCAGCUCUCUUCUGACUGAGUUUGUAGCAGCUAAGGAAAGUUUCUCCAUGACAGAACUUAGUUCCCUAUUUUUUUGUUUCUUUUAUUGUCUCACUUUAUGGUUGCUAAUGCGUUUUUCUUCCUGCAUUUCUUGCAUGCCUGUGGUACUCCUACGGAAAAUACUUACCGUGACCUUAGAAAGGCACUUUUGCCUGCAUUCCCUGAAGUUCACUAAACAAGGAUGCUGUAUCCUAGUUAGGGUCUCCUUGUGAGAGAAAAUGACCGCUAGCCACUAUUUUAUUGCGAAAGAACUCAGGGAGAAGGUGCUCACCUUGCCGCCCAAAGCAUGCAAAUAUAAUUAAUUUUCCUUUUAAAUGGCUAGAACUCUAGGGUGUUCAUCAGGCUUGCUUUGCACAGGGAGAGGACCCAUACAUGGGACUGUACAGAUGGCCAUUCAAAUAUCGGAUAAUAGCAAGCAACUUUUUCUGAAAAAUAAUGUUGCAGAAAUAAGUCCAAAGGUAUAUCGUUGCCAGAAACAUAAUUGCUCUUUUGUUCUAGAAUGCAAGCAGAAGAUGAGCGAGACAAGAAUGCUUCUGAGGAGGAGGAGGAUGAGAAGCCAGGAAAAAGGGUUGCAGGUCCAAGAAAGAAAUUCCGCUGGGAUGAGACAGUGAGGUAUGGUAUUAUGUUGCUUGUUUGUCCACUGCAAUGUCCUUUUUAGUCAUUGCACCGCAAUUCUCACAUCACAAUCUAACUUACCUCACACCCUGACUGCCAGAAAAAGGAGUGCUAGCAAUUCCUGUUUCUAAGUCUCCCCCCAUCCCAAUAAAUGCACAAUUAUAGUUGUCACAAAUUUAAAUUGAUUUGUGGCUAGUAUAAUGCACAAGGGUAUAAUGUUUAGAAGGCUAAUGAGAUUAAAAUUAAUUCUCUUGUAUGCUUUAUUUAUUUAUUGAAAGGAAUUAUAUGCUGCUUCUCACUUAAUAUGACAAAGCAGCGUACAACAUAAUUUAAUAAUGUCCUAAAACUACAUUAAAACACAAAAUAUAAAAGCACAGAAUCAAAAGUAGGUAAAAAUAAGUGGCUUGGCAGUCAAUAAUUGAAAAAAAAAAUUCUUAGGUGAACAAGCAUAUUUUUAAUGGCCAGUGGAAAACACAUUACUGAAAGUAGUGAAUCUCAAAAGGAAACUUGCCCAAAAUACACGUCACUGCAGAGAAUUCCCUUUUCUUGAUGGAUGCCAGAUGAAUCUGAGCAGCUAUGGCACCACCAGAAGGGGCUCCUCCAAAUGUCUUGUGAUCACCUGAGUCUCCAGUGCCAGUUCAAGAAGUACCCCAAACUAUGCCCCUGUUAUUUCAGGGAGAAUGCAGUUCCAUCUAGACUAGGCAAGGCACCAAUUCCCAGAUCUGAGAACCAUUUGCCCACAGGACCUCUGUUUUGUUGGGAUUCAGCUUCAUUUUAUUGACCCUCAUCAUGCUUUCCAUUGUGUUUAAGCACUGAUUUGUACCUGCAUCACUUCUCAUCCAGAUACAUUAGGGAAAUAGAGCCGAAUAAUAAAACCUUACUAGGUUACCCAAAAUACUUCCCAGGUGCUAUGGAAUGUAUGGUGCAUAUAGUAUUUUACAUACUAUGUACCUAUGUAAUGGUAUAUACCUGCCCAUUCUUCCCCUUACUAGAGCUUCCUAUAUUCGGCUAUGCCAGAGUUCUAAUUCUAGGAUCUUUGCUUUUAUUUGGAUCAUGUUAUUUGGAUUAUGUGAAGCGCCUUUGAAUUUCGGUUGCCUAGAUUAUUAUUCUUGGCUAUUCUACUGCCCAGUACAAAUAGCUUAGAUGUUUAGAGCAUACAACUGACUCUCCUGUUUCAGUAAUUGCAGAGGGAAAAUAGGAAAGUGUAGGUGCAAAGCAAUCUCCUUUGUUCCUUGCAAAAUAUGGACAUCUGCACCUUUUAUUUGCUGUACCCUCCCAAUUGGGUCUAACUUCCCAUUUGCUGGUGAAGCAACAAUUCAGAAAGCAUUUAGUCAGGACAACAGCCUCAGACACUGGUUGUCUGGUUUACUGCUGUGAUGCAGUAGUCCUCUUUUGUUUCCAUUUUGGGGAUGGGGAAGUGCCUGUUGUUGUUGUUGUUGUUGUUUUGUUGUUGUUGUUAUUUAUACCCCGCCCUCCCCGGCCAGGGCUGGGCUAAGGGCGGUUAACACCAAAUAUGAAUUACAAUAAAACGUAAUAGAACAACAACAACAACAACAACAACAACAACAACAGCAACAACAACCGGUUAAUUAAAAUACAGCUUACAAUACAGCUUAAAUUGCAGCCUCAUUUUAGUAGUAGCCCAUAAAUCAAGUCAGUAAAGGGAGGAAAUAUCAGAUACUCACCCGAGCCAGCUAUCCAUGCUGGUCCCACAUGGGCCAGCAAAAAAGCCAAGGGAAAAUUUAUAUACCAAAUCCCAGAGUGGUCAGAGUGAGUCUAAGCCAAAGGCCAGGCGGAACAGCUCCAUCUUGCAGGCCCUGCGGAAAAAUGUCAAAUCCUGCAGGGCACUAGUCUCUUGUGACAGAGCGUUCCACAACGUUGGGGCCAGUGGUGAAAAGGCCCUGGCCCUAGUUGAAACCAAUCUAACCUCCUUGAGGCUUGGGACCUCCAAAGUGUUGUUAUUUAUGGACCUUAAGGUCCUCCGCGGGGCAUACCAGGAGAGGUGGUCCUGUAGGUACAAGGGUCCUAGGCCACAUAGGGCUUUAAAGGUCAAAACCAGCACCUUAAACCUGACCCUGUACUCCACCGGGAGCCAAUGCAACUGGUAAAGCACUGGAUGAAUAGGAUCCCGAGUCAGGGCGGCCGUCCAUCAAUAGAUAAAGCUGGGUGUCAUCAGCAUAUUGAUGACAACCCAGCCCAAAACUCCGGACAACCUGGGCAAGGGGACGCAUAAAGAUAUUGAAAAGCAUCAGGGAAAGGAUUGCGCCCUGCUGCACUCCACACACCAAGGAGUGCCACGAUGACAACUCCUUCCCUAGCGCCACCCUCUGUCCCCGGCCUGAGAUAAAGGAGCGCAGCCAUUGUCGGACUGUGCCCUGAAUCCCUACAUUGGCAAGGCAGUGGUCCAAAAGUACAUGAUCGACCAUGUUGAAGUCUGCUGACAAAUCUAAAAGAAUCAGCGGUCCUGACCUGCCUCCAUCUAGCAGUCUACGGAGAUCAUCUGUUAGGGCGACCAGAGCUGUCUCAGUACCAAUUUCUACCCCAAAACCAGUUGUCACUUCCAUUCCUUCCCCCCCCUCCUCCUUCAUAUUCCACACCUUUGUGUUUUAUGCAUUCUCUCAGUUUGCUUAACAACAUUUCUUAAAUCUGAUUCCAUGGCAAGGGUAUCCAAAAGCAGUUUUGCUUAAUAUAUUUAUAUUAAAUAUAUUAAGUGUGGACAGUGUCGCAUUUGGAAUAACUGACUGCAGAAUUCUUUGAUAACCUGGGUUGUGUGAAUUGUGAGUUAUGGAAACAAGGAUAUAGCUGUAACAAAAAGAAAGAAAACUAAACUGUUAUAUAACGUAGAAUAGGAUGCACAGUGUAGCUUGCCUAAAAGGUAUAGCAGAAAAGGCAGGGGGAGUGGAUCUACAACAAGUCUAGUAAAUCCUGUUGGGGGGGAGGAGGUUUGUGAGGUUCUAGGAUAGGUGUACACAGAUUACUUUUGACAUGUUAAUGCUAAAGCAGUUGUGCUUGAGGCUGUCGGGUUUCUUUCAACAGGUCAUUGCUGUGUAACCUUAUCAAGAUAAAACUGGGAUGUUAUGAGCUAGAGCCAAAUAAAAGCCAAUCUGCAGAAGAUUACCUCAAGGCCUUUAUGGAGACUGAGGUGAAGCCACUUUGGCCGAAAGGCUGGAUGCAAGCUAGGUAUGGUACCUGAUUAGAUUUGAAGAAUGACUUAUUAAGUGGAAUUCAGAAUUUAAGCAUGUAAACUACAGUAUCAAGUUUUCUCAUGCCCCACAUCCUUAAGAUCCUUAAUAUUUGAAAUAAUCACACCCUUAAAAGCUUAGCUUCAGCUACAAAAAGUCAACCCCAAUGAAGAAGUCUUGAAAUAGUCUAGGGCUUUGAGUGUCAAAGGUAAAGGGAAGUUCAAUUAUAGGCACCGUCCAUUCUGCACGACCUUUUCCAUACAAGGUACAUAGAUGAAUGAAUCAACAGAGUAUACUUGGCUGAUUUUAUAUACUGUAAUUCAGAUGAAGAAGCAGUUUUAGUUAGGCCUAUCUCAUUGAGCAAAAGUAGCAUUAGCCACCAUUGUAGCUUGGAAUUCAAGGCAUGGCAGUGUAUCUAAGAAUACCCAAAAACCUAAGUCGAAAGCAUGAAACAGUUAUUUAAAAUAUUAUACCUUACUUUUGCAAAAUACAUAUAUCCAAAGCAACUUAUAAAAAGAUUAUGUGGAUUUUAUUGCUGUUUGUCAACAUUUUCCCAAAUGUUACCAAAAGUUUUGUUUGAAUGCAGUCACAGCUUUCCAUCUGACACUUGAUUACACCAAGCUACUGAAAUGGGGCAAGAUUGUAAGGCCUGAAUAAGUUGAAAACAUAUGUCGAGAGAGUGAGUGAGUGUAUAUGAAGAUAGUAGUGACACCUUAUGUCAAAUCUCCACACAGACUUCCUCAGGUAUAUGUUAAACAAGAUGCAGGGGAAUGCUGCAGCGAAGUCUCAUAGUGAAACUGAACAAUCUCCCACCACCACUUCUUAGGACUAGCCUGAUAGGAAAAGACAGAACCAUCUAAGCUCUAUUUUCUUAAUAUCUACUAGGUUCUGCAGUGUCACUGGGUGCAUAUCAAUGCAUAGUGUUUAUGAGGCCGUUUCCUUGAUGUUCAGAUUUGAGCAGCCAAUACUAUAGAAAACGAUUUUGAACAACGUUCUGCUUAGUCUUCUAUACCUAAAACUUUGAAGUUCUUGUCAGGUUACAGAUAUUCUUUCCUAUAACAAGUAGUAAAAUGUUGCACUGAGGAGAAGCUGAUUCCGUCUCCAGUUGGCGAUAAUCCAUACUUGCUGAGUUUGCCCACUGCCUUACUUCCUUAUUUGCUUGUGCUUUGUUUGUUGGUGGUGGCCAUUUUCGGGUAGAAACCAUGGAGAUAGGAAGGGGAGAAAGAAAGUGGACAAAUCAGAGAGCAGGAGAGAUUGGUCAAAUCAGUUUUUCCCUUCUCUCUUUUGCUGGUUGGGUGCAACCAUGGAGGGAAGGAGCAGAGAGAUCUGGCAAAUCACAGAUUAGAAUAAAUGGAAAUUGUGGACUUGUGUGAAUGCUCACCUAACAAAUGAUUUCCAGGAAACACAUGUGUGUUUGGUAAACGGGGCCUACGUGCAUACCAUAUAAAUUAUAGUAGUAUGAAUUACAGGUUCCACUGGAGUUAUAGGUACUAUAAUAUAUGAUACUUUUUGUUUAAAGUGACUGGUGCUUGUUUUCACCCACUUAAAAUAGCAGUUUAGUAGUAGUUCCACUCACAGUGGUUAUAUUAAUUUGGCUUUUUUAUAGGUCUAAGGAUUUGGACCUGAAUUAGGAGGUUAGAUGUGGCUAUUUUAAUGGAUCUGCAUGGUGAUCAGCCCAGAUGCUGCUCUGCCCAUCUAUCAGAGUAUUUGAAGCAAAUCACUGGAGAUUUCCUGGUGGUUUCAGCAACUGUUCAACUUCUUUAAGAAACCUCUGUUAGUUCACAUCCAAGAACUAUUCAAAGAAGAGAUGAUGAAAUGGCUUACUGUUAGAGAACAAAAGUAAAUAAGUGUGAGCUUGACAAUAAUCAUGCUAAAAACAGUUUUUACCCCCAAAACAUGUUGAAAUAAGUUAUUUAAAAGUAGAAAAUGAUAAAGAUGAAACCAGAAGCAGCCAUUUAGAACAAUUUUGUUGUUUAGUCGUUUAGUCGUGUCCGACUCUUUGUGACCCCAUGGACCAGAGCACGCCAGGCACUCCUGUCUUCCCCUGCCUCCUGCAGUUUGGUCAAACUCAUGCUGGUAGCUUCAAGAACACUGUCCAACCAUCUCGUCCUCUGUCAUCCCCUUCUCCUUGUGCCCUCCAUCUUUCCCAACAUCAGGGUCUUUUCCAGGGAGUCUUCUCUUCUCAUGAGGUGGCCAAAGUAAUAGUCUAACCCAAAUACAUAAUGGUAACCCAAAUGCACAAUGGUAACCAUUUCUGCCAGUUAUUAUAGUUGUAAAAAAACAAUUGGUGGUAGUGUACAACUGAAAAGAAAUUUGAAAUAUGAUUUUGCUAUACAGGCACAUACAUGCAUUGACUUAAGAGAAGCAACAUGUUUAAAGUGGUUUAUUACCACUCUUGUUGUAGCUUACCAUGGGCCUCUCUUUGGCCACUGUGAGAACAGGGUGCUGGACUACAUGGGCCAUGUUUUUAGCUUAGAAUAAUCCCUGAUUAACUGAUGUGUUUAUGCAGCUUUCUACCUUGCAUUAUUUUAUAGUGUAGCCUAUCCCAGGAUGUCCAACACAGUUGUGUACACUGAAGUAAAUUACCGUAAUUCAGUCUUUCAAACCUCACCUUAAACUGAUUCCAGCUGUGCGUUCUCUGACAGUCCAAUGGGAGCACUAAAUUUAGGAUAAUAGUUGUAGCUUUCAGUAAAGUCAACUUGAAAUAAGCAGCAUUGUUACUACAAAUAAUUAAUGAAGUCCAUUAAUUGGCUGCUGGUCAGAUAUGACCUUUAAUAGUGGGUUGUCACAAUGGCACAAUUAUUACAAUGUAUUAAUGUGUAUUUAGUGCGGUAAAUAUGCCUGGCUCUUUAUGAGCAGCGAAACUUGUUUCCAGCUUUGAAGAAUUUGCAAUCUAAGAUUGACAAGACAAAGACAAGCUGCAGGACAUCAGCUUAGGUAAGAAAGGAUGUGAAAAGCUUGAGGAGAGAUACCGUAUUUUUCUCCCUAUAGGACGCACUUUUUCCCCUCCAAAAAUGAAGGGGAAAUGUGUGUGCAUCCUAUGGGGCGAAUGCAGGCUUUCGCUGAAGCCUGGAGAGCGAGAGGGGUCGGUGCUCACAAGCUUGGGGGACAGCGGGGAGGCGCAGCGCGUCAUCCCGCUGUCUCCCGACGUGGUUUGCAGGCUGGGGCGGGCUUCCCCCGGCCCCGGCCCCGCAAGCUCCCAGAGCGAUAACGAAGCUGCGCACAGCUUCCGGAUCGCUCUGGGACCCGUUCUGGGGGCUGGGGACGGGGGAAGCCCGCCCCCAGCCCUACAAGCUCCCAGAGCGAUUGCGAAGCUGCGCGCAGCUUCGGAAUCGCUCUGGGACCUGUUCUGGGGGCUGGGGACGGGGGAAGUUCGGGCUUCCCCCAGCCCCGCAAGCUCCCAGAGCGGGCUUCGUGCAGCUCUCCGCAAGCUGUGGGAGCCCGGCGCGACUUCGCGCUGGCCUCCAACGGCUUGCGGAGAGCUGCCUGUUCUGGGGGCUGGGGUGGGGGAAGCUUGGACUUCCCCCACCCCAGCCCCGUGCCUGGGGGGGGGGAUAAUUUUCCCCCCUUCAUUUCCCCCUCCCAAAUCUAGGUGCGUCCUAUGGGCCGGUGCGUCCUGUAGGGCGAAAAAUACGGUAAUUAGCAGCCUGCAUAUGAGAGUAUCCUAACAUGAUCUAAUACAGUUUCUGUAACUGGAAAAUUUCCUACUGAAAAGCUUGAGAAUAAAGGUCAGUAAAGCAAAUGAAUGAAUAAAUAAAACUUGUGCUAACAAAUGAUAUUGUGAGGGGUUCACAAGGUGUGUCAAUUGCUCUUACAAUUUCUUUCCUUAUUUAAAGCGUGGGUGCGGAACCUUUUUGGCUACACAGGCCAGAUCCAUAUCUGGUUCAGUCUUCAUUUAAGUAAAAAUUGAUAACAAAUCAUGUUUGAUGUCUAUAGUGUUAGAUAAAUAUAUGUGCAAAGCCAGCAAUUCUGAUCAUGUUCUGUUUGCCAAGCAGUGUGGUAGGAGAGCUAAAAAAAAUCCGAACCAAUGCACUCCCCUGAUUUCAGAUAGUACAUGGGUAGAUGAGUCUAAAAAGCAUAGGACACAAAUUUUCAUGGCCCUCUAGCAGCUAUGGUGGCUCAUUUACCAUAAUUUAUUUAUUUAGCGUUAACUCUGGAAGUGAUUCUGACCAUACUAAGCCUCCUAGAGCCCUUAUCUUUUUUUCAUUUUAAUGGCUACCAGAUCUGCCCAAUUUUGACAGUGUUUUUGUGUGUGUGCUACAUUAGUAUGUGAAUUUCCUUGGGGUGCCAUUCUCAUGAAGAACCUCUCUUUUUGAUACAUAUUGAUAAACCAAUUUGAAGAUUACCAUGAAUGUCUGCUAACAAACACAUUCCAGGAAAAAGUCAUGUGUCAGUGGAGACUUUGCACCCUUUGACCUGCUUGGAUGAUCAUAGAGCUAAUAAUAAUAGAAUUGUAGAGUUGGAAGGGACCCUGUGGGUCAUCUAGGCCAAACACCUGGAUUUGCAGGAAUCUCUUGCCCAGCAUGGGGCCUGAACCCACAACUCUGAGAUUAAGAGUCUCAUGCUUUACCAAUUGAGCUAUCUCCUUAACCUCAUCUUAUUAAGCAUGUUGCCCCUUAGUGUGAGCUGCAAUUAAACCAGAAGAACUCUACUGUAGUUUCAUACUGGGAAGGUGUAGCUACAUAAUUAGAGGCUUCGUAGUUUGACUGAAGGGUCCUUGUGAAGGGGAUUGUGCAUAUUUUGGCUUAAUAUAUGGUCAUUGUUGAGCAUAGUAGUUCUCUUCAGAGGCAAUAUGCCUGGUUAGGUGACUGAGUGAUGAUAAACGUGAUGACCUUUUAAAGGAACUUUCUUACCUUCACUGACAGCUAUUCUUUUAAUACCUAACAACUCACCUGGAAAGAACAGGUUCAAAUCUCACUUCCCCUUGUCUGGUUCAAAAUCUGUAAAUGUUACUAAGCCCUGGCCCUCAGACUGACCAAAAAUUCCAAAUUCCUAUUCAUGUUUUCUCUGUUAAUGCUAAAGAAUUCUUAUUCUGCUCUAAGCUGCAGUGAGCUGGAGGGGGACAUGCAGAUCAGCCAGUCACAUAUCCCUGCCUUGGGCAAGUCAAAGACACAACCCCUUCUGUGGGUAUCUUCCCAUGCCAAUUUAGAAAGCCUAUUCUUGGUAAUUAACCAAUGUUCUGGGGCUUAAAUGCCGGUGAAGUUAGCAAGUUCUGCUGCCCUAUGUAGUUAGGUGCUUGAGUAACAUUUGUCUAAAUUGGACUGGGUACUGGGUGAUUUUGGAAGGACACCACCCACUGAGAUUGUGGUCAUAGAUUUACACCCAGGGUAUAAAAUAAUCUUUCCCAAGGUAUUUGGUGAAGAUUUUCCAACUUAGAGCUGAAAUACCUCUAGAUCUGAUGACUAUGUACUGUGCUGUGCUAAAUUCCAGAAGAAGAUUUCUAGUUGUAACAAGACUGUGGAAAAGGGGGUGGUCAAACUGCCUCUUCUGGUGCCCUCCAGAUGUUUUGAACUACAACUCCCAUCAACACCAGCCCAGAUGGCCAAGAUUGUAGAGGAUGGGAGUUGUAACUGGAAACAUCCUGAGAGCAUCACAUUGAAAGGUUGGCCUAACAUUUCAAGAAAUCAUGGUGGUUCUGAAUCUGCAGUGAGGCUUUCUUCUGAUUAAACAUGUUCCAGAUUAUACAGUUUGAGUGAAAUUACAUAGAUAAUACCUGGGCCAAUUUGUAGUGGCUCAGUCUGUUAUUGUAAAUUAGUUCAAUCUGAAGCAGUGACAAGAUGUACUAUAGAUUUGAAACCCCCAUGGGAAUCUCAUAACCUUCUGACACCCUCUUUAGUGUCCACCAGGGUUUUUGGGUGUGUUUUUUUGUUUUUACUUUGUGCAGCUGGGCUGGCUGGGAAGUAAAGUGCAGUCCUUCAAUUGCCUUGCCCUUUUCCCUUUCCUCAGAGCCCCACACAGACUUUAUAAGAAAGGAAGAGGGUGUCGAGCCAAAGACUGGUGUUUUUCUUUCCAGUCCAUUCUAAAACUUUUUGAAAAACACCCUGCAUUGUAAGCAUGGGGGACGGAGGUAGUAGGAAGUAAGUUUUAUGUAUUUGGGGAAGAGGUUUUUUUAGCUUGUUUCUUUUGUGUGUGUGUCGGAGGGUUACCUUUUGUUCACAGAUAGUGGUGGAGGGUUUGUGUGUGUUGUCUGAUUUGUAUUGUGUUUUGUGGGGGAAUAUGUGCCUUCCUUACUUUUUUGGGGGGGGUUGGGGGUCUACAUGUCUCUUUCCUUUUUGAGAGGUUAAGAUGUGUCUGUUAAGGGCACACAUUUUUGUCUUGAGUCUUUUUUGGGGGGGAGGAUUAGCAUUAGUUUUGGGAUGAUUGGUGUUUUGUCUUGUAUGAAGAGGUUGUACAGUGGUACCUCAGUUUAAGAACAGCCCUGUUUACAAACUAUUCGGUUUACAAACUCCGCAAAACCGGAAGUAGUAUCCCAGUUUGCGAACUUUACCUCGGUCUAAAAACGGAAGCUGAACGGUGGAAGGGCACCGGCAGCGGGAGGCCUCAUUAGGGAAAGCAUGCCUCGGUUUAAGAACAGUUUCGGUUUAAGAACGGACUUCUGGAACGGAUUAAGUUUGUAAACUGAGGUACCACUGUACUCUGUUUCUAGAGCAAGUUAUUGGCAAUCCCCCACAGCAGUUUCUCAGAUUGCCAAAUGUGCCCCCAGAGCAAAAAAGGUUGGGAACGCCUGCAGUAGAUUUUGAGUUAUUUUUGUCCUUGCAUCUCUUCACUUAUAUCUCACCUGAGGGAGCUGUGUAGACAUUUGAAUGUCAGGAAGUGAUUAACAAACCAUGUUUGAUCGAAACAUAUUAAUAAUAUUUCAUCAGUCUUACUGAAGACAACAACAUUUCGUAAGCAGUAUUCUUCUAGUGUAGCUAUUAUCUCUAUUGAAAACUACUGUGCAUAUUUUAACCUGAUUACAUCAUCUUGGGUCAAAUAACUGUUUAAAUAAACUGGUAAGUUCAUAGCAUGGCAUAUGGUGAAUCAUUUAAUUCUGGAGAAAUUGUUGAUAUUUGAUAAUGUGGAAUUCUUUGCUCUCCCUCUCUCUUUAUAGGAUGCUCUUUAAAGAGAGUCGAAGUGUUCAUAAUCAUCUUACAUCUGCUCCGUGAGUGUAACAUAAGCAUAUAUCUAUAUAUAUACUCUUCUAUAUUCAUUUAUUUAGCUUUUCAUACUAUUGUUUGCAGACCCAUAAAGUGCUUGUCUGAGGCCCGGGGAUGGGAGGCUUGUUAGAAUAAAGUUUGAACCCGUGUAUUUUGUGUAGUUCAAAUUACUGGUGAAAUACAUUGUAUGAUAGUGUGCUUCAGUAUGCCAAGGGGAAAUCCCUCUGGAACUAGUCAAAUGUUGCCUGUAUAAUUCUAGAUUUUAAUCUACAAGUCAUACAUUUACCAGAUUGACAUCACAGAAUUAACUGGAUAUUAUUGCAAUGAAAUGUUGAAAGUGGAAGGAGGCGUUUGUGAGAAAGAUGAUGUUUGAAAUUAUUGAUCUAGAUCAGGCACCCCAACCUGCGGCCCUCCAGAUGUUUUGGCCUACAACUCCCAUGAUCCCUAGCUAACAGGACCAAUCCUGUGUGGGACUGCUUUGUAAAUGGCUUUCCUGCUUGUGAAGUUCAGUGGAGGCAUUGAUCCUGCAGGUUGUCAGGCAGGAAGGAGAGCUGCAGCAUCAGGCCUACCUUCCCCUAGGAAGACGCAGCCACUUAUCAGAGAGGUCUCUGCCUCCUUGUAUGGUUUUUCUGCCCUGCUUGUUCCUCGCUACUGCCUGAUACCCUGCCCCCUGACAGUCAUGGAUCUCUGGGCCAGUUCAAUACAACUCACAGCAACCUGUGGCUAUAUGUACCUGACUAGUCUGAGGCCCUCUCAAUAUGACUGAUUUGGCUCAGGCCUCAGAUCCAGGACAGAGUGCUAGUAAUCACAAAUAUGCAUAUUUACAAAUUUUCACCAUUUUCAUUAUGAAAACUCAGUACUCCAGUAGGGGGUCAGCUUGUAUUCAAAAUACAGUUGUUAAAUGAACUGUCUCAAGAGGAGGACCAAAAUUUAGACUUGGCAUAGUUGUGCUUCAUGUGGAUAUGAGACUAUUUUCUGUUUCUUUCUCUAAUGGUGUCCACACAACAUGAACCUCAAAGUUCAGUAAGUUGGUGAGUUUAAAGAUCAACAAAUGGAUUUUGUGGAGCCACCUUCUCAGAAGCAAAUUAUAGUCAAAAUCCUGGGUGCAUGCAUAUUUGCAAAAUCUCCCCUAGGUUUCAAUUAAGUUGUGUUUCCACUUUUUUCUCUUUGAACGUGUCUGCCCAUACCUAGCCAGCCUUGUGUUUAUGGCCAACAGAUUUAAGGCCUUUCAUAGGGCUCUGACACUUCUAAUUAAAAAUCAUAGAUUGCCCUCUAACUAUAAAUUUGUGCUCACUAGGGCAAAGAAGAAGGUGAUUCUGGCACCUAAACCCAAAGCAAAGGUAAGUAAUAAGUCAAACUGAAGAAAUAGAUAGUAAUAAAAAUUCAGCAAGAUGUAAAGUUUCACAGAUCUGAAACUUUAGCACUUAAUCCACCCAUCUGGCUUUUUAUUUCUCACCUUUGUAUUGCAUGCUUUCAUCAAGGAUCUCAAGGCAAUAUACAUGGCGUGCUACCUUUACACCAAUCUUCUGAGAUACAUAAAAAAAAUUAAAAAUUGUCCAGUAGUACCUUAGAGGCCAACUAAGUUUGUUCUAAGUACAGUGGUGCCUCGCAAGACGAAAAGAAUCCGUUCUGGGAGUCUCUUCGUCUAGCGGUUUUUUCGUCUUGCGAAGCAAGCCCAUUGACGGGAUUAGCGGAUUAGCGCUAUUAGCGGCUUUUAGCGGCUUUUAGCGGCUUUUAGCAGCUUAUCAGCUUAUCGGAUAAGCAGAUAAGCGGCUUAGCUACUUAGAAAAAGAGGGGGGAAAGGAAAAAAAAACACCAGGAACUCGCAAGACAGUUUCGUCUUGCGAAGCAAGCCCAUAGCAGAUUCGUUUUGCGAGGCACCUCCAAAACGGAAAACUCUUUCGUCUAGCGAGUUUUCCGUCUUGCGAGGCAUUCGUCUUGCGGGGCACCACUGUAUAAGCUUUCGUGUGCAUGCACACUUCUUCAGAUACCAUGUGUGCAUGCACACGAAAGCUUAUACCCAGAACAAACUUAGUUGGUCUCUAAGGUGCUACUGGACAUUUUUUUUUUAUUUCAACUGCGUCAGACCAGCAUGGCUACCUACCUGAAUCUUCUGAGAUUCGUUAGACUGAAAGAUAGCCCAGGGCUACCCAGAUCCCCUUUUUGUCAGCAAAUGAAAAAAUUGCUGAGCAGUGCGGUCUUCAUGAAAAGCUUGCUGCAGAGUUGAUUGCUCCAUGGGUAAUAAUUUUAAGGUAUAUAAUUCCUUCCAGAGCUUGUAGAAUUUGUAUGAUAUCUGGAAGGUUCAAUGUACUUACACUCGAAAAUGUGCAUCUGAGGCUCCUCUUGAUAUUUUUACUGAUGCAAAACUGGAUAAUAUUACAUAGUGUUUUCGUUGCAGCCCAGAAGCUGAGACAAAAUUAGGGGAGGAAAUAUAUUUAAGCAAUAUUACUUUUUGGUGACACACUAUAGUUCAUGCAUCUUAAUGGUAAUUGAUUCAGUUAAGAAUAUUGGCUUUCUUCUGCAAUAAAAAAGAGAUUGCAUCAUGUUGUAUUAUGAGCAUUCUAGAAAUUAGUGUCAUGAAGUCUUUUAUUAACUAUUAAUUGGUAUGACCUUUAAAAUGGAUUUGUUGUCUAGCACUCAAAGUCAUGUGAUGGGAGACAGAUCUAUACAGUAUUUUUAAGGUUGGCCUAUCCCAGUGAUACCAAAGAUAAAGUGUUUAGCACACACGGGAUACUAAGCUAUGUCCCCAUAACUGUUUUUCCCCUGCAACUCCUUCCACAGACGAAAGUCAGACUUCCUUUUGAUGUCCAUUCCUGGUCGGUGGAAAAGAGAUAUCAGAAAAUUGAUUGUGGAAAUAAGAAUAGUGGGAACCUUUAGUCAUCCCUCAAGCCCUAUAUAUAUUUAAAAUCACAGCCCCAUGUUCACUUAAGAUAUGGAGCAGACCCAUAUUGAGUCUCAUGCUCUACCGACUGAGCUAUCCCCAUAUGUCUACUAUUAUCACAUUUUUUCUUGAGUCUCAAUUUUAUACCCUGCCAUACUUUGUAAUGGAAACUCAAGGUAGAGAACAAUAUAAAAACAGUUAAAUUACAAUGGAAAAUGGACCACAAUAUAUACUAGUAACAUUUAAAAUAAAGCCAUUUAAUCCAACCUGAUCAAGUCAAAAACGGAAUUAAUUAUAUUUUUAAAAUAACACAAUUUAUGGUUCAUGCAUGCUUUCUUGUGGACUGAGUUCCAAAAGUGAGAAACAUCACAGCAUGUCCUAAACAAAUUUAUUUCUUGGACAGAAGGUAUUUAGAACAGAGCACCUGUAGCAGGGCUUAGUGGCCUCAUAUGGGAGUAAUCUCUCUUUUUAACAGAUUCAGUAGUAGCUUUAGGUUUUCUUUUAAAUAACUACAACCCUGCAGGGCUUAAAAAAUUAAAACUGAUAAGCAAGUAUACUUGUUUUUGCAAUCUGGUAUCAAAUAAACUACAGUAAUGGAACCAUGCAUGAUUACAAACAGGCAAGACACAAGCAUUCUUUGAAAUUUCUUCCUUCUUACUUGCAGAAUGAUAUUUUAAUUUUCAUUAUUUCUUCACACUAGGAUUCUAGUCCAAAGAAGGAACAAAGAGUCUGUACCCCUUUUACUUCAGCUUGUGUUCCUGCUUCAAGUACCAGCACACCUGUCACUGCCCUGGCCAGUUCUAGCUGUAAUCCUACUCCGGAGACCAUCUGCCUAGAUGAUUCACUGGAUGAAGAUCUCUCCUUCAAUCCACCAUCAUUGGAAUCCAUUUCUGAUGUUCUGGCUGUUAUUAACAAUGGAGCCAAGAGUUCUCCUGUUGUGCCCUCUGUAGAGACACCAACUUCAAGACCUCGGCCUGGGCUGAGAGAAGAGAAGUUAGCAAGUAUAAUGAGCAAGUUACCUCUGUCAUCUUCAAAAAAGGUAGAGACUGUUCAAACACCACAUUCUUCAAGUCUUAUAGCUGGGCACACAGGACCAGGACCAAAGAAAUCCCAGGAUUUACUUCAGACUGGUAUCUCUUCAGGCCUUAUUGCUGGGUCUUCAAUUCAGAAUCCCAAGGUUUCCUUGGAGCCCUUGCCAGCCAAGCUUCUGCAACAAGGAUUACAGAGGUCAAGCCAGAUUCAAGCUGCUUCCUCUUCACAGGCCCACAUUUCUUCCUCCUGUAAGAUCCAAGCCACAGCUUCCUCUGCUUCUCAGAGACCAAAGGAUACGUCUGUCCUUGUAUCCUCUUCAGAAGCCCACGGUUGUGGCUCUUCAGCAUUACAAAUAACAAAGGUUCACCAGCAGUCAGCUGCCCAACAAAAAUAUGUGUCUCCUCUACAAGCAACUAUUAGUAAAUCUCACACCAAUCCUGUGGUGAAACUAAGUAGCAACCCUAAACUCUCUUGUUCGUCCCCAAUUACCAAGACAUCAGAUAAACCAGUAACAUACCGCCUUCCUUUGACUAGCACCACGUCUGGGAGUAGUUCCCAGAUGGCUCACCCACUUGUGUCUCGGACAGCAUCCAGCACCUCUACCUCUAGUAACUAUUUAGCCAAGACCAUGGUAUCACAAGUUUCUGCCCAGGGUUUCAAGCCUCCUUUCUCCAUGGGGGUUCCUUCCCCCAAACCUGCUGCCUCUCCUAAGCCCACAGCACCCAAGCCUUCUGUAACACCCAAACCUAUUUUGUCACCUAAACUAUCCUCAUCGAGGUCCACUUCAACACCCAAGCCUCUAUCAUCUUCCAGUUCUUCCAGUUCAAGUGCACUAGUAUCCCAGAGUGGUCACUCUAGCAGCAACAAUUCCCUUCACAAACAGCCCAGUGGAGCAAAUGUCAGCAGGCAGUCUCCUACAAUUAAUUUACUGUCCUCUAACCGCACCUCAUGCCUUCAACCAGCAAAGAACCCUCAGGCUCCUUCAAAAUUGUCCAACUCUUCUGCCUCUGGAACUGUUGGCAAAAGCAAUUUAAGUGGAGUUGGAAUGAAUGUACCUGUCAACAGAGGCAGCACUCUUAAUUCAAGUGGAGCUAAUAGGACUAGUAUCUCUGGGGCAGCAGGAAGUGGAACACAGGGUGCUACUAAACAAUUGUCAACUCCACACAGACCAUCUUCUGCCUCGGGGUCUACAGUUAUACCAGCCAGUGUGCAGGUAUGUGUUGAAUGUGAAAGCUCAUUAUAGGCAUAACAUGUGUAUUCUAUUUUGGGCUAUUUAUCCUUCCUUAUAAAUGUAAUUACACUAAUAGUGCAAUUCUCUACAUGUCUAUUAAGAAGUAAGCCUCAUUGAGUUCAGUGGAACUAACUCUUUAACUUAGCAUGUGUAGGAUUACAUCCUAAAUGUAAACAGAAACCUUCACACUGAUGAGAGGGUAUGAAGCUCUAAAGUUCAAAAGAGACAAUUUGCACCCUAAGGGUGGAACUGCACAUUGUGUGACACUGAAAACAGCAGCCUAUGUUGGCUUUUACUCAGUAAAGUGCUCACCCCAUUUUGCGGUGUGAUUAUUUUGUGUAUUUCUCUGCCCUGCCAGUGGCAGCAAGUGAUGUGAGAUAGGGGUAUAUAUGUGAUUUGUAUCCCACAUAUCCCUUAUGUGAUUCACAGUAUAGAAUAAGUGAGAAUUUAUUAUAUUUGAAGUAGGUGGGGAAAACCCUAGUCACUCUUGGCAUAAACGAGACAUUUGUUUAGCACAAUACACAGUGGGAGCAAACUUCAGCAUAUUUACAGUAGCAUGUUGAGAUUUGUUUCAAGACUAAUUCACAUUACAUGGAAAAAGCAGUUUCAUGUGAGAAACUCUUUUUCAUUUUUCACUCCCCUCUCUGUUUUCUUAUUUUAAUCAACAUCUUCUAUCUUUUUGUUAUAAAAGUGUUAUUUUAAAUUUGUAUAUUACUUUAGACUUGAACAUAACCCAGGUAAGCAAGCCAAAGCAAUUCUGGUGCUACAGUGUUUUUCUGUGAUGUUUGCUACAAGUUCUAUCUACUAAUAUUCAUUCUAGUCUAUAAUUUCCUAUAUGGAAUAGGCCUCACCAUCUCAUGAGUUAAACACACACGAGUUAGUCCAUAUUGUCAGUCUGAACAAUUUUAAUCAAUGGUGCUUGUCUGAUGUUUUAUUACUCUUCUGUUGUAUCCUGCCAUAAUUUAAGCAGCAAUCAUUUUUAUUUCCUUAAAUGUAGCAUUACUUAAAGUAAAGCAUUGCUUAUAAAAGCAACUGUUCCCAAAAUUAAUAUUUAUUUGGUCCCUUCUUCUAUAUAACUGCUUCAGACUCCAUGUCUGCUACCACUUUCUUAAUGAGGGGCCUUGGGCAGAAAAAGCAGCUAAUACUAUGCUUGUCAGCCUCCCUUUCAUCCAGUGGUAGGACCUACAGCCAGUGUAGCUAUACUGUAAGCCUUCUUACCUGCGGUCCUUCAUCUAAAAGCCUAACUCGGCUUUCACUGUAAUAUUUUCUGCUUCUACAUUUCCUUCUUUGUGUAUCAAAUCUUCCAAGAGCUUUCUGAACUUCAUACAUUCAUACCAUUUUAUGUAGUCCUUUUCAGCAUUUACUGUGUUAGUUUCUAGAGCAUCCGUUUAUUGACACACAGCUGGCUUGCAUAUAAUGCUAAGCCAAAAAAAGUCACAAAUGUGUGAGGGUUCCUGAGGAGAUUGCAGCCGCUGGCUAUUACCAGCAGCGUACUGCAGCACUAUCUUCCACUGACCCAUAGUUUAUUGUGCGAAGCUGGUAGCUCAACAGUUGCAGAGCCUGGCAUAGCCUGGCAGAUUGGGCCAACUCAUCCGAACCCCACCCAGUAUUCUCUUGCCAUAGUUUUAGCACACACUCAAAGAUUGCUGCAUUUGAUUCUUGUCUGUUCUUCCUAUAUUUCUAUGUUCAGGGUGAAGUGAACAUGUUAGAAUGGUAAUACAUAUAAUAAAUUAUGAUAACUGCAGAAAUCCUUCCCUUCUUGUACUAGGGUUUCUUGGUUAUAGCUGCUUUGUUCCCUAAACUGGUACUGCAAUCCUGAGUACACUUACUGGGAUAAGCCCCCUUGAACUCCUUGGGACUUACUUCCAAGUAAGCAUACAUUAAAUUGUGCUAUGAAAUAAUUUAUGCCUUCAGUAACACUGUUACAAAAUCUUGAAUUUUAAAUGUAAGUGCAAUGGAUGCAAUGCUGUGGGAAAGAGAAGCUGAGGGAAUGGUUGAAGCAUUAUAAAACUUUCCCAUUUAAAACUAUUAAUUGUUGAAACAGUAACUUACACUAAUGGCAAGACAAAAAGGGAACACAGCACUCACUGCUACCUGAAUAUUUUAUAAAGUUGUACCAGAAGCCACAUAGGCAAUGUGUAGAAAAGCAUGACCCUUGUUUAGGUAGUAAAACUUCAGAUAUUUAUAUAAUUAACCUUAUUUUCUUGGGUGUGUCCCAGAAAAGCUGUAAAACAGAUUUAAAAGUAACACUUGUCUCUAUACAGUCAACAACAGGUGCAUCAUUACUGGCAAAUGCUUCACCUUUGACGCUCAUGACAUCACCCCUGUCUGUAACCAAUCAGAAUGUGACAUCUGCUCCAUUGGCUCCUUUUGGGAUGCUGGGUAGCCUUGUUCCUGUGACUGUGCCCUUUCAGUUCCCAUUGGAACUACUUGGCUUUGGAACAGACACAGCUGGAGUAACAACCAACUCGGGAUCUACCUCAGCGGCUUUCCACCACAGCCUAGCGCAGAGUAAGUAAGGCUAGAUAUUUUUCCCAUCCAAUUUCUUUAAGCCUCCUUUCACAUAAACACUGUAAUUGCAAGGAAAAUGCAGGGAUCUCUAGAAAUACUUCACAGUUUGUAGGUGAGGGUUUUAUUUUUUGGUUGCUGUUAAUGGCUAUUUUUAAACUCUCAAUAUUAUGUGUGUAAAUGUGUAUGUUUUUCCACAUUAUGUGCAUACUGAUUUUUUACUUCCUUUCUGGAUGAAGUGCCCUGUGAUAAUUGGAAUUUGAGAAAUUUUUGUUUAUAAAGUGGGACAAAACCCUAACAUUCUGCAUCCCAGAAAAUCGAUUAAAAUGAGCACCAUAGCUUACAAUCGAAAAUAAGCUUUGCCUUUGAUAUUGUAAGUGCAUCUUUUGUAAGCAGUUUUUUCCCUUCCUAUUUACCAAAUGUAGAUUUCAGUAUUUGUUUGAUAUUAGACUUGGAACAUUUAAUAUUAGUUUCUUGGGAAGUCUUAAGUUAACACAUUUAUUUAGCUAUAUUUCUUGUUCCACUACCACAGGAUAGCAUAUAUUAAAAACAAAAGUUGUAUCAAACAGGAUAUUUCCUUAAUUAGGUUGCAUACUUGGCAUUUUAAAGAAAGUAUCUGUUACAUUUACUGAAAGAACAUAUGCAUAUUGAACUGGUAACCAUUACUGAAGAUGUUUUGGACAAAAAUAAGUAAAGCUGCUUUGUGUAUUUAUGCAAAGUAGAUUGUUUGCAUCAAUUAGCUCUUAAUUUUUGUGGUUGUAUUUGUUUUUUAUUAUCCACGCUACUUCAGAUUUACUGAAGAGCUUACCGCCUGGAGCUCAGCAUGCAACAGCGCUAUCUCACACACCUCUGCCUGCUCACUUGCAGCAAGCUUAUACAGGUAAGGAAAAAGAUCUUGUCUUUUUAAAAGAAAAAGAAAGUGAAAUAACACUUUUUAAAAGUGAAAGAACAAUUUUCUCAUCAUGGCUUAAGUCUUUUGUAAUUCUACAAUAGUGAAAACUGCUGUAGAAUCUGUUUUUCCAACAUUUCCAUGAUGGCAGCUGCCAGAAGUACUCCAGAAAACCCUAGGACCUAGCAAUGGCUUCUGAGAAUGCUUGAGGGCCUGUUUAUCUCUACAUCUCAAGGAGAAUUCUCAACUUGGGAUGAAUAUUGGGUUUUCACCUACUUUCAUUAUCUGUCACUGCAUAUAUAAAAUAACAAGUGAACUGAGCUCUUUCAUAAGGCAUUUUUCUCAAAUAAAUAUUUCUCAGAAAGAAUUGGAGUGGAAUUUCAACGAAACAGACCAAUUAACCUAUCUCCCACAUUCUUGCUUCUGGAGUCAGGUGCUGGGAUACUGGCAUAUCUGGCAUGGCUAGGCCUCUUAGUAUUUGCCUACUUGCUAAGUUUUGUCUUUGCCAGUUUUGAACCCAGCUGUACUAUUGGAAUGUACCACAUAAUGUGGCAAUGAAUUCCACAAAGGUGUUGCAUGAAAAUUGUUUUUGUUGUAAAGGCUGCCAAGUGGGAAUGCAGGUUUCCAUCAUAUAACAUACAUUUCGUGAGAGUAAUUUACAUAAUAAGACAAUUUACCUUAUAUGAAUCCCCCCCUUUCAUCUUCAAAUUCCAGAUGGAGGCCAAAGUAAAGGGGACACUAAGUUACAGAGGAAAACCCAGUGA